AUGCCAUCAUCCCAAGAACGAACUAAAAAAACGGUUCCUUCCUUAUCAUCAUCGGAAUCAGCUUCGGAGAGUUGCCGAUCAUCAAACCUACUACCAGUUAGACAAGCCCAAAUUUCAUCAAACCCACCUUCUUGUGUGCAGUCGCCCCAACGCCGAGGAGGCCUUAGCUCUGCCUCUCCUCUUCUUAAAUCAUCCCUUCCUCAACGAAAUGGUUCAUCCCAUAUGAACCCUCUAGGUCCUUUAAAAUCAACCAUGACGUAUAAACCAGUUCUGGAAGAUCGGAAGACUGAGACUGUUAAUGGUCGUAUCGAUCCAAAGGAGAUCAUGAGAAAACAAAUUUAUGCUGUCAAUCAUAUGAUGAAAAUCAUUGAAAAUAAGAAAUGGGAGUUAUUGAAAGAUGAAUCUGUAAAUACUCGUGCAAGUUAUACGUUGUAA
This is a messenger RNA of Naegleria fowleri, 435 nucleotides long. RefSeq lists its product as uncharacterized. The coding region runs from base 1 to 435 and encodes 144 amino acids. The transcript has a single exon. The record is from RefSeq and is a predicted model, not a curated record. NCBI's taxonomy places the organism in Eukaryota, Heterolobosea, Eutetramitea, Acrasida, Naegleriidae.